CCAAGCUCGGAUAGGAGGAAUCAGCAGCAACACUACAACUGUGAAAUGCCAUCUUCAGGGUACUGCUCGUACAGCGGCAUUCUCAGAGAAUGGAGAUUAUGUUGUUGGGGGAGUUUUUUCCAUCCACAACAACAUGCAUACAAUGAUUUAUGACUACACCAGCAAGCCUGAACCCCCUCAGUGCUCAGGGAGUGUUGAUGCCGUGGCUGUGCACGUAGCGUUUCAGCUCUCCAACGGCCUUGAACCCGCGUUUCACCCCGGUGAAAGGUGCUCCAGAUCUGGUAUGGUGAUGGGCGUUGUUGCAGAGUCUGGAUCCACGCCAUCCAUCAGCAUAUCGCGCAUUAUCGGGCCCUUCAACAUUCCUCAAGUUAGUCACUUCGCCACAUGCGCCUGCCUGUCAGAUAAGCAGCAGUACCCGACCUUCUUCAGAACUGUUCCCAGUGACCAGUUCCAGGCUGUGGCUCUGGCCAAGCUGGUGAAACAUUUUGGCUGGACUUGGAUUGGUGCUGUUCGGUCAACUGCUCUGGUUGUGGUGGCAUUCAUAGCCGGUGGAGACAUGGAUAUUCUGUUAAAGGAGCUGGCCAGGGACCCUCCACCUCCUCGUCAGUGGAUUGGCAGUGAGGCCUGGGUAACUGAUACAAAUUUUGUGUCAUUUGGUUUCUGUGCUGGGGCCAUUGGAUUUGGGAUUCAGAAGUCUGUGAUCCCAGGUCUGAGAGACUUCCUGCUGGAUCUGUCUCCCUCUGAGGUGGCUGCCUCCCCACUGCUCACUGAGUUCUGGGAGGAUGCAUUUGACUGCAAACUGGGAAAAAAUGCUGCUGCAGGUGAGAAUGUGUGUGAUGGAACUGAAGACAUAAAGAAGCUCCAGAGUCCGUACACAGACACAUCUCAGCUGAGAAUUACCAACAUGGUGUACAAGGCUGUGUAUGCAAUAGCACAUGCCAUUCACAAUGUUGUGUGUCACGAAAAAAACUUCACAUCUCAGUGUGACAAACACAGCAAGUUGGAUUCAAAGCAGUUUUUUAAUAAACUUAAGAAAGUCAACUUCUCCCAAAAUGGUUAUGAUGUGUCAUUUGAUGCUAAUGGGGAUCCUGUUGCUGUCUAUGAGCUGGUCAACUGGCAAAAGACAGAGAGUGGAGAUAUUGAGUUGGUAACAGUAGGAUACUAUGAUUCAUCACUGCCGAUGGGCCAGGAGUUUCGUAUCAACAGGAACCUGUCCUGGGUGGAGGGGAGUGAACAAGUGCCGGUGUCUGUGUGCUCUGAGAGUUGUCCUCCAGGAACACGUAAAGUGUUGCAGAAAGGAAAACCCAUCUGCUGCUAUGACUGUAUACCCUGUCCUGAGGGAGAGAUCAGUAAUGCUACAGACUCUCCUGACUUUCCUGUCCUAUGA
This is a messenger RNA of Menidia menidia (Atlantic silverside), 1387 nucleotides long. The record is from the annotation of a GenBank genome assembly. Lineage: Eukaryota; Metazoa; Chordata; Actinopteri; Atheriniformes; Atherinopsidae.